AUGACAACGCGCGAAAAAAUUAAUACCGAACUAAAUAAAGCAAAAGUAAGAUUGGGGAAGGCGGAAGAAGAUCUGAGGAGAUGGAAUGAAGAGUGGAGAGGGAAGCUGAACCAGUUGUUGUUGGAAGGAGUGGCAGAAAGGCUUGAGCUGUUUAUUUUCUUAAAAGAAGAACUGAAGUCGUUAAAAGCGGAAAAGAAGAAGAAGGAAGAUCUAGUGGAGUAUUUCUUAAAAAAAUUAGUUGAAUUUGACGAAGAAAAAGAAAAUUUACAAGCUAUUCAAUAUAUUCGACGUGUUUUUAAUAUCACUGGUGCUGUUAAUGAAAAUUUACAUUAUGUUGUCCCAUUACAAGAAUUAAGGGGUGCUUCUAUCAUGGAACGCAUUGCUUAUGGUGCUAAUCUUCUUCUUCAUGGUGCACGCCAGACUGGAAAAUCAUCACACCUUGAAUAUGUUCGCUCUGUUGCUCUCAGAGGAUGGCUUCCUGAUAUCAAUUCUCAGGUUAUUAAAAGGCAUUGUAGUAAAGGAUUAAUAGUCAUUCAAUUGAACUUUGAGCUUGUUGAUUUUUCAUCAUUGGAUAGUUUUUGGGAUUCUAUUUUUUCAAUGUUAGCUAAAUAUAAUCCUAAGCAUUUUGACAUUGACAUAGAAGCCUUGCAAAAACUUUCACCUGCUGCAAAAAAACAGGCUUUUCAGAACUUAUUUCUUUUAGAAAAGUUCACAAAAUUAGUUCUUUUACUUGUUGAUGAAUUUGAUAUGAUUUUGGAACAAAUUACUAUCAAAUUAGAGUUUUUAUCUGCAUUACGUGGUUUACGAAAUUCAUGUUCUGCAUCUUUGGUUGACGAGCAAAUGAAUAGUCAUAUGUUAUAUUCUUUUGUAGCUGCUGGAACAUAUAACAUUGUAACACUUCUUGACUCAGUACCAAAUCAAGACAUUUCUUUUGGCAAAAAUGAAAUACUACCACAUUUUAUGUAUCAAUCACCAUUUAAUAUUAGUGAGAUUAUGUGGGUAGGUUUUUUUAGUAUAGAACAAACUCAAAAAAUGUUUCAAACUGCUUAUGAAGAAAGUCAUUGGCAUUUGCGUAUGGAUCUAGAUAUUCUCAAUUCAAUUGCCACAGAUAUUUAUGAACGUACUCAUGGUCAUCCAGGACUCACAAGUCAGUGUGGUCAGAUACUUAAAGAUGAAGUUUUAAGUAGAAAAUCAAAUGUAUUAUUGAAGCAUUGGAAAAAAUAUGCCUCAGAGAAUCUAAUUAACCGGUUGGUUCAUACAUCCACUUUUGUAAGAAUGUUGGAUAAAUUAAAUCAUUUACAUAAAUCACAGAGUCAACUUGUCACAGCUGCGAGAAAACUUCUCACUACUUAUUUAUAUCACACUUUUCUUGCUGAACCAACAUUAAAUGUACUUCCUGCUGUUGAUUAUCUAAUAGCAAUUGGUAUUUUUAUUAGAAAUGAAGAUAAUGAUAUUGUUUUUUCAUCACCCAUCAUCAGACAUCUUUGUUUUGAACGAUUUAUAAUAAUUCAACAUAAAUAUAAUACGAGUAAUAUCCUAGAAUUUUUUUCUCCUGAUAAUGGGUCUGUUAAAAUAUUAAUACUUCUUCAACAUGCAGUUAAGCUGUUACAUCCGCAAACAUUGAUUGCACAAGAAGUACAAAACUGUAGAAAAAUUGCUGAAUAUAUAGUUCACUUUGAACUUUAUGCAAAUAUCCGUCAUAUAAUACAGGCAUUAAAUGAUGAGAUGACUCAUAUGUUUGGAUAUGUUUGGAAUACCUUUUCUGUCUUACUUGAAGCAAAAUAUUCAGCUAAGAUGAGACAACAACGUCUAGAUUUACUUAUUUAUAAUAGCAAGAGAUUUGCUAUAGAAUUGAAGGUAGAUUCAACAUCUGAGAAUGAAGUAUAUGAUGCAAUUUCACAACUUGAAGAUUAUGCAGAUGCAAUGGAUGCUGAUGAAUCCUAUCUUAUUAUAUAUACUAAAAAUCUUCCAAAUAUAUAUAAGCAAAUAGCUAUGUUAACACAAUUUAUUAUUAUUUGGCUUGUUAACAAAGAAGGACAAAGAAAAUUAGAUUUUGUUAUUGCAAAUCAAGAGAUAAUUGAGAUUGAUUUACAAAAACAUUUCUAA
This is a messenger RNA of Funneliformis mosseae, 2106 nucleotides long. Lineage: Eukaryota; Fungi; Glomeromycota; Glomeromycetes; Glomerales; Glomeraceae. The record is from the annotation of a GenBank genome assembly.